AUGACAACUUCCCAUUUGAUCAUCGUCGUCAUUGCAACAUUGGGUGUUCUCGCAAGUUCAAUCUCCGCCAAGGAAUACAUUGUCGGGGACGAAAGUGGUUGGACUCUCGAUUUUGAUUACCAAACUUGGGCCAAGGAUAAAGUUUUCUUCGUUGGAGAUACACUUGUAUUCAAUUAUGCGUCUGGCGCCCAUACAGUGGUGAAAGUAAACGGGACCGGUUUCCAACAAUGUAUCGUUUCACCGGCCAUUGGAACCUUGACAAGUGGACGAGACGUUGUUCCCCUUCAAACCGCAGGGAGGAAAUGGUACAUUUGUGGUGUUGGAAAGCAUUGCGAGUCAAAAAACAUGAAACUGGUCAUCACGGUUCUACCACAAACGAUGGUUCCGGCUCCAAGCCCAAUGGCAACAUCAACAUCUAACAAAUUGGCAACACCAACGUGUUAUCGCUUUGUGGCUAUAUUGUUCGGCAGUCUUUUGUUGCUCUUAGUUUGA
Molecule: messenger RNA, 492 nt
Organism: Cynara cardunculus var. scolymus (artichoke)
Lineage: Eukaryota; Viridiplantae; Streptophyta; Magnoliopsida; Asterales; Asteraceae
Product: basic blue protein-like
Exons: 2
Coding region: 1-492 (163 amino acids)
Cellular component (GO): plasma membrane
Molecular function (GO): electron transfer activity
Source: RefSeq, a predicted model, not a curated record